Temnothorax curvispinosus is the source of this 660-nucleotide messenger RNA. RefSeq lists its product as uncharacterized. The record is from RefSeq and is a predicted model, not a curated record. The coding region runs from base 24 to 356 and encodes 110 amino acids. The transcript is spliced from 2 exons. Lineage: Eukaryota; Metazoa; Arthropoda; Insecta; Hymenoptera; Formicidae.
ACCGCAGAACCCCGGAGCCGGCCAUGGUCCUCGGUUUCGAGGUGUCGGGCACGAUUCUGGAAAUGGGCAGACUGGCACACGAGAGGACAGGCUACCAGAUGGGCGAGGAAGUCGUCGUGCACAACUAUCCCGUCUGCGGCGGUCUCGCCGAGAGCUGUCUGGCUCAUUACAGACCGAUAGCUCUAUGCGACGAUGCAAAACGAGCCGAGUUGUGUGCGGAUCUCGGCGCGACCGUGAUACGCAGAAGCGGACAUUGCCUGCCGUACAAGUUGAAGAAAAUCGGCGGGAAGGAAGAAGUGCGCGUGAUGAUCGAGACCGAAGGCGGGCCGUGCUUUCAGAAUGCUAUCAAAUGGUGAAAUCACGCAUGCCAUGUUACGAGACUAGAUUACGAGGUUCCUUUUGAUAGUCGGAGGUAUAGCAAGAAUCGCGAUUGUGAAACGGAAGUUAGAAACGUGGAAAGUAGAUCGUCCGAGAUGUUAAGACUCGCCUAAAAGGACACGUUUGCGACUUUCCAGGCUAAUCGCGAACAUCAGCGACGUAAACUUUUAUAUCAGACAUCAGACUAUGCAUUGGAAAUCGUGGAUUGCAAAUUGAAGAUUAGAAUUUGAACUGUCAAACUAUACCUUUGAGUCAUUUUUAAUCAUUUCUGUAGGUCGCCAC